Molecule: messenger RNA, 3097 nt
Organism: Brassica napus (rape)
Lineage: Eukaryota; Viridiplantae; Streptophyta; Magnoliopsida; Brassicales; Brassicaceae
Product: NDR1/HIN1-like protein 6
Exons: 3
Coding region: 917-1702 (261 amino acids)
Cellular component (GO): plasma membrane
Source: RefSeq, a predicted model, not a curated record
UAUAAUUCAAAGCUUGGCUAACUAGAACGAAUCUAAAAAAGUACAAAGAAGCAACAAACUGCAGCAUUAAAUUUUGUUAAGGUUGACGCACUAGUUGCUGAGACCAUGACUCUGAGGUCAAAACUACGCCAACUGAACGAUGAGUCUGAGAAACUACGGCUGGGGAACGAAGCUUUAUUGGUAACAGUUUACGCAAACAUAUCACUUAUAUACGUACUGCAAGUAAUCUACUUGUAGUGGAAAGUCAGCUAGCCGCUUGCUUAGAUUUGUAGCUCUCUAUAUUCCGAGCAGAAAUUGAUCUAAUAUCAUCCUUGAGCAGAAAAGAUUCCUGAGUGCGAUCUGAUCUGUAACCACUUGACUGGUGAUGAUAGAUAGGUUUAGUUAUAUUUUCUAAGCGAAUGGACUAGAGACAAGGGGACGUAGUAGUUUAUGGUGGCUUUAAUUAGAGUACUUUUCAUGUGAUUUGUGUAAAUUUUUCCAAACUUAUUCUGUUUACCAUUCUAUAAGGGGAUGGAUAGCAAAUCUAUUUUUAUUCAUUUCUUUAUUUUUAUUUCAAAAUAGAAUAAAGUUUUAACGUAUAAUUCAUUUUAGUUAAGAAGUUAUUUUAUUAAAAAAAAUACAUUAGACUUAUCUAAAGCGUAUUAAUUAUUUAUAUAAGACGUUAUUUUAUUUUGAAGAAAAAUUGAGUGAUACGAGAUGUUAGUUUUAUUAUGUAUAUCAUUUAAUAUAUAUAUAUAUAUAUAUAUAUCAACGUGCUUCCCUCAACCGGUAACGUGAGCCUGUUUGUGUUACACUGCAAGUUACUUGUGAAAACAUUGAGCAGUUCAAGUUCCAGAGAGCCAAAGGGCACGUCAGGUUAAUAAUUUCAUUGAUAUACACGGAGAAGAACAGAGAUCACACAAGUCCUACGCAUUCCAUGGCCGCGGCAGAGAUGUUUCUUAAACCGGUGCUUCAGAAACCACCCGGCUACCAUGAGCUUCACGCGCCUCCUGAAACUCCAAACGCAUUAUCAUCUUCAUCCACGCUUCGUCGCCGGCCACCUAAGUAUAUGAUCCCGCCGUCCUUUUAUCCGGAUAAGAAGAAAAAGUGGAGUCGUUGCCGCGUCUUUUGCUGCUGCUUCUGCAUCACCGUCGCAAUAUUCAUCCUCCUCCUUAUCAUCGCCGUCUCCGUCUUCUUCCUAUGGUACAGCCCGAGACUCCCCGUCGUACGACUCGCCUCCUUCCGCGUCAGCAACUUCAACUUUUCCAACGGGAAACCCCGCGACGGUUUGUCGCACUUGACGGCGGACGCUUCGGCGAGGCUCGAUUUCAGAAACCCCAAUGGGAAGCUACGGUACUAUUACGGCGACGCUGACGUGGCGGUGAUCGUAGGAGAUGGCGAUUACGAGACGAGUCUAGGGUCAACGAAAGUCAAAGGGUUUGUGCAAAAGCCGGGGAAUCGGACGGUUGUGAUCGUUCCGGUUAAAGUGAAGAGAGAAGAGGUGGAUGAUCCGACGGUUAAACUGCUUCGAGCGGAGAUGAAGAGUAAGAAGUUGGUGGUGAAGGUGACAGCUAAAACGAAGCUGGGAUUGGCUGUGGGAAGGCGUAAGAUUCUUACGGUGGGGAUUACUCUCAGAUGCGGUGGCGUGACGUUACAGAACCUGGAUAAACAGAUGGCUAAAUGCACCAUCAAAAUGCUUAAAUGGAUUAAGUUGCACUCAUAAGCAAUGAUCAUGAUGAUGGAUAUCAUUUUUCAUCAAAGAUUCAUCAGAACGUUAUACGACUCGAAGUGUUCAGGCUUCACGAAAGUGUCACAGUAUCUGAUUUUUGUUGUCCUUAUUGUUUUUUACUGAAAGAUUGCAUAUAAAUGAUUUGUGAUCCAAUAUUAAACCAUUCGUUAUCAUUUUAAUUUCGAUUGAUUAUAAAUAUGUAUCUCAGGAGGAAUAUAAAUGUAUUCACACAUUCGUGUACGUGUGUUCGUGUUCAGAGUUAUUCAGACAUAACUAACCCUGCCACAUGCUUAGCAAAAUAAAGGUACGUCCUGUUUCGUGCUUUACAAUUCUAUGACACCAUAUGCCGUUUUAUCAAGAAAAGACGGUACACAUUUCCUCGAUAGGUUACUAAAACGGCAUGCACUCUUCAAAAACACACGAAUUAUUCAACUAAUCCACAAGUUACUAAGAGUCAUAAAAAUAAUGGAAAUUUAAGACGCAACCAAAACCUGUAAACACAAACUCAGUAGUAGCAAAUAGGUUUUGCUAUCUAUAGUUGGCCUCUCACUUAUUUGAUUCAGAAGAACACUCUAUCUAUAAAUAGAAAGAAAGAACGAAAAAAAAAGAUGAAAUAGAACCCUAUAGCCUUUCAUCCCUUCAACGGAUGCUGGCAGGAGAUUCAAAUAAAAGCACCUAAGUUUCGAGCUUCUCUUCUGUCUCCUAGGCUACAAAAGUAGAAAGUGUGCUCUCUUCUUGAAGAUAUCAUCAAACUGACUCAGUCUGAUAUCCUAAACUCAACUCCUAAAACGUCUUUCACCAUCUCAUAUGUCACAAAUGUCAAUAUUACUAAUUAUAAAUGUAAGUUAAUUCAUUAAAGGUGUCAGUGUAAUCAACCAUCGUGAGAGUUAACGUAAAAGCGACACAUAGGAAACUGACUUCUCAAAUAAUAUUAUAGAGAUAGUUUUUUUUUAAAUAUUUCACCUAGAAGCAAGUUGCUCCAACUUUGUUUUUGUUUUAAUAGUAUUAAUAUAUUUAUAUUACAUAUAAUGUACACAUUAGAGCUCUUAUAAAACUUAACUAGAUUUUAAUCCGCACACCCGUGCGGAUAACAUUUCAUUUAUAGAUAUAAAAUUUUAUAUUAUUUUGUAUAGAAUAAUUUAUGAUAAUAUAUUACUGUCAUUUUUAAAAUAACUUAAUAGAUGAUAUAUAGUUCUAAAUAUUAAAAUUUAACAUAUGUUAACAACUUUAUUUUUUGUAAAAAUUAUUACAUAAUUUAUGAAUAUUAAUCAUUUUAAAAGGUGAAUGAUAUUUAGUCACUUUAAACGGUGAAUGAUAUUUUAUUUAUUUAUCUUAAUUAAAUUAUUUUUCAAAGUAUAUUGGUUUACCAAUUCAACAUAAUUUUAAUAU